Auxenochlorella protothecoides is the source of this 579-nucleotide messenger RNA. RefSeq lists its product as hypothetical. NCBI's taxonomy places the organism in Eukaryota, Viridiplantae, Chlorophyta, Trebouxiophyceae, Chlorellales, Chlorellaceae. Bases 1 to 579 code for a protein of 192 amino acids. The transcript has 5 exons. The record is from RefSeq and is a predicted model, not a curated record.
AUGGCGCGACGGAGCUUGGACCUUGUGAAGCACGUCAAGUUCCUCGCCCAGGCGGGUGCCAUCACCAAGCCAAAGUGGCUCGACGUCGUGGAGAAGAUCCACCCUGCCGUCCCUGCCAAGAGCAGUAAGAAGCCAGCCGUGCUCAGGUUCCCAGAGGAUGACCUGCUACAGGCCUACUAUGCCAAGCACCCCGAGGCGAAGAUGGAACCAGUUGACUUGAGCUCCUUUGAGCCCACCAGUGCUCGGAAGUUUGUGUUCCGACAGCUCGAGGUGAUGCAGACGGGUGUGCCACGAAAGGAGGCCUACGACAUUGUCUCCAAGGAGGUGGCCGAGGCAGCGAGCACCAGCGACGCCCCAGCACUGGGCAGAGUGGUGCUGGACCAGAUCCAGCAGGAGGAGGAGUGGCACCUCAUGAAUGCCAUGAGCCAGUUCAGGGAGAGGCAUCCCACGGUAGCCAAGCUGUCGCCGAAGAAGCCGCCUCCUGCAAAUCCCAACCCAGCCAAGGGCAAUGCGCGACGACCACCAAAAAAGGCGCCGCGGCCGACCCCUGCGCCGCCAGCGCAAUCUAUGCCUGCUUGA